This is a messenger RNA of Selaginella moellendorffii, 2306 nucleotides long. Its product is annotated as amino acid permease 4. Bases 561 to 2120 code for a protein of 519 amino acids. Lineage: Eukaryota; Viridiplantae; Streptophyta; Lycopodiopsida; Selaginellales; Selaginellaceae. The record is from RefSeq and is a predicted model, not a curated record. The transcript is spliced from 6 exons. Gene Ontology annotation, cellular component: plasma membrane.
UCCGAGUGAAUGGAUUUGGACGGAAACAACAGUGGCAACAGUGGUGUUAUUAGCAACAGUGGCGAGUUUUUCCUUUCUCUUAGCGUGCUUGAUUAAUCUCACCUGGGCGUAUCGUAGUAUAAAAACCCAUUGCCCGCCCAGGCCGUAGAUAGCAAAGAAGGGAGAGAACUUAGAGAAAGAAGAGGAGAGAAUCACCAUCGCAUUGUCUCGAGUCGUGCUCGAAAGAUCUUUGCAGGACAGCACGCGGAAAGUGUGUGGAACUGGAUAAUCGAUUUGGGCUUUUCAUGUGAUUCCAUCGCUUGCUUGCUUGCUUGCUUCCUCACCCAUUCCCUGUGUCUUUCGCGAGGAGGCCCAAGAACCCAUCGCCUCCUCUCUUUACUCCUACCAAUCUCGCAUUGAUACUGCUGCUUCUAUCCUUGCGUGAUCCCGCGUGAAUCCAGCUAAAGCCUUUUUGGAAAAGAUCUGCCUCGCAUAGAUUUCCUUGUCUCUUCUCCACCGCCCAAGAACGAUCGAGUCGAGAGCCCCCAAGAAAACCAAGAAAACAAGGAAAGAAACGACCAAUGGCUGUUGGAAUGUUUCCUCCUUCGCACGAUGAGAGAAUCUCUUACGCUGAGAAUGGUCACAAGCUCGGAUCUUUGGAGCUCCAGCAGCAGCAGAAAAACGUCGACGACGAUGGACGUCCAUGCCGCACAGGAACUGUGUGGACAGCCUCGGCCCAUGUCGUGACCGCCGUCAUCGGCAGCGGAGUUUUGUCCCUGGCGUGGAGCAUGGCCCAGAUUGGCUGGAUCGCUGGCCCCGUUGUGCUGCUCAUCUUCGCCGCCAUCACCUUCUUCACGUCGCUGCUGCUCACGGAUUGCUACCGCUCUCCGGACCCCGUCACCGGCAAGCGAAACUACAGAUACAAGGACGCCGUCAAAGCCAACCUCGGUGAGAUCCAGCUCUGGUGCUGCGCGCUUGUCCAGUACAGCAACUUGAUGGGAACGGCCAUCGGUUACACCAUCACUGCCUCGAUAAGUAUGGUGGCCAUCAAUCGAUCCGACUGCUUCCACGCCAAGGGCCACAAUGGCGCCUGUAACACCUCCAACAAUCUCUACAUGGCUCUGUUUGGAGUGGUCCAGCUGAUGCUGUCACAGAUCCCAAACUUCCACAAGCUCUGGUGGCUGUCCAUCGUCGCGGCCGUUAUGUCGUUCUCGUACUCCGGGAUCGGCCUGGGACUCGGCAUCAGCAAGAUCAUCGAGAAUGGCCAUCUCUUAGGAUCAGCAACCGGCGUCCCCAUUGGUUUGACUCUCGGCAGUGUAACACCCGCCAAGAAAGUCUGGAGAGUCUUCCAGGCCCUUGGCAACAUCGCGUUUGCGUAUUCUUUCUCCACCGUUCUCAUCGAAAUCCAGGUAACGCCAACUUCAAACCAUCGCAAAAGUAAAUGUCCGAGAGCUCAUUCCUUGUCACCUUUGUUUGAAAACUCCCAGGACACCAUCAAGUCACCACCAGCCGAGAACAAAACGAUGAAGAAGGCGACGCUGAUUGGGAUCAUCACCACCACCACCUUCUACUUGUCGGUCGGAUGCUUCGGCUACGGUGCCUUUGGAAAUGGUGCUCGGGGCAAUCUUCUCACCGGCUUCGGCUUCUACGACCCUUACUGGCUCGUCGACUUUGCAAAUGCCUGCAUCGUUGUCCAUCUUGUCGGAGCUUAUCAGGUCUUCAGUCAGCCACUGUUUGAGUUUGUGGAGUCGACUGCUGCGAACAAGUGGCCAAAAUCAGGCUGCAUCCACACUGAGCACGCCAUCCGAAUCCCGUUCGUUGGAACCUGGCGAGUUAACGUCUUCCGGCUCCUGUGGAGAACCAUGUACGUCAUCUUCACCACCAUUGCUGCAAUGCUGCUUCCCUUCUUCAACGACAUCGUCGGUUUGAUCGGUGCUGCUGGAUUCUGGCCGCUCACUGUCUACUUCCCCAUCGAGAUGUUCAUCAAGCAAAAGCGGAUCGAGAGCUGGUCCUGGUCCUGGGUUGCUCUGAAGACCAUUAGUGCAGCCUGCCUGAUGAUAUCCAUCGCUGCCGGGAUCGGUUCUAUCGAAGGUAUUCUCCAUAGCCUCGAAAAGUACACGCCGUUCAAGACCACGUACUGAUUGAAUGGAAGCGCGAACUGAUUGAAGCUGAUCGAUACUGUAUCAUACUCUCGCACAGCAGUCUUUAGCAAGAACUGCAGAAGCACACGAAAGAAAAAGUCACAAAGAAUUUUGAAGCUCUGGAAGAAAUGUCCUAGCUACAUGGUGUGUUUAUGUAAUAUCAAAUGCUCGCAAUUUACCUCAAAA